Misgurnus anguillicaudatus (oriental weatherfish) is the source of this 2781-nucleotide messenger RNA. The record is from RefSeq and is a predicted model, not a curated record. Lineage: Eukaryota; Metazoa; Chordata; Actinopteri; Cypriniformes; Cobitidae.
CGUGUCCGUCUUCAGAAAAACUCCGCUGAAACAAAUUCUGUAAUUAAACGUUCCUAGGCCUUUAGAACCACCAGUGACGCUACCUGGUUUUGUACUUCAGACUUUUGACAGUGCUGUCAGAGAGGCCAAAAUCCAAAAUAUUAUCUGUGACUUUACCACAGUAGGGCGAUCGGUCCAUCUCUUAUGUCUUGCUGCAAUACACCACCUUAACAAAGAUAGCAUUUAUCCAAGAACAAUGUCAGAAAGCGGUGACACCAGCAGGGAUGCCAAGUCAGCAAGCGUUCAAAGUGAAAGUAAGUCAGAGCCAAAAAUGGAGAGUGAUGGUGACAAUGACAGACCUGAUCAACACUCCUCCCUUGUUGAUAAAGAAAUGACUCAAAAGACUACAGAUUCAGACAGUGAGGAGGAUGGAGAUGACACUCAAUCUAACACAAACAGUAAUGCCAAAGUGGACAAAGAGAAUGACAUUGAAAAUAAGCAGAGGCCAGAAGUGACACCAAAGACAGCGGCUGAUGAAUCCGAUCAGAAAGAAGAUGAAGAUAUAGACACAUCUAAAGACUCUCAGCAGCACAACAACAGCAGUCAAUCCAACACAAGCACUAUAACUGAAAAGGACAUUAAGAUGGAAAGUGAAUUCAGUAAGAGAACUGAAGAGAAAACUGAGGAGGUUAAAGACACAUCUACAGACACUCAGGAGCAGGACGAUAGCAACACAAGCCCUAUAGCUAAAAAGGACAUUAAGAUGGACAAUGAACCCAGAAAGAGAACCAAAGAGAAAACUGAGGAGGUUAAAGACACAUCUACAGACUCUCAGGAACAGGAUGAUGGCAACACAAGCCCUAUAGCUAAAAAGGACAUUAAGAUGGACAAUGAACCCAGAAAGAGAACCGAAGAGAAAACUGAAGACAUUAUAGACCUGUCUACAGAGUCUCAGGAGCAGGAUGAUAGCAACACAAUGCCUAUAACUGAAAAGGACAUUAAGAUGGACAAUGAACCCAGUAAGAGAACUGAAGAGAAAACUGAAGACAUUAUAGACCCGUCUACAGAGUCUCAGGAGCAGGAUGAUAGCAACACAAUGCCUAUAACUGAAAAGGACAUUAAGAUGGACAAGGAACCCAGUAAGAGAACUGAAGAGAAAACUGAAGAGGUUACAAACACUUCUACAGACACUCAAGAGCAAGAAGAUUAUAACUGUCAAUCCAACACAAGCACUAUAGCUAAAAAGGACAAUAAGAUGGACAAUAAACCCGGGGAGAGAACAGAAGAUGUAGUGACACCAAAGACAGUGAUUGGUGCAUCAGAUCAGAAAGAAGAUGGGAUGACUAAAAAGGAUAUAGACACAUCUAAAGACUCUCAACAGCAGGAUGACAGCAGUCAAUCCGACACAAGCGCUACAACUAAAAAGGACAUUAAGAUGGACAAUGAACCCGGGGAGAGAACAGAAGAUGUAGCGACACCAAAGACAGUGAUUGGUGCAUCAGAUCAGAAAGAAGAUGGGAUGACUAAAGAGGAUAUAGACGCAUCUAAAGACUCUCAGCAGCAGGACGACAGCAGUCAAUCCGACACAAGCACUACAACUAAAAAGGACAUUAAGAUGGACAAUGAACCCGGGGAGAGAACAGAAGAUGUAGUGACAACAAAGACAACAGCUGGUCCAUCUAGUAUGGAAGAAAAAGCAAUUUGGUGGUGGAUCCUUCCAGUAGUAGCCAUCAUUCUUGCUAUGGUAUGUGCUGCUUUGUAUAAUCCUGACUCAACUCCACCUGUGCAAAAAGAGAAUAAUGUGGUGGAAUUGUUCACUGAGAAACUGAAUAAAGUCGAGUCUAGCUUUCCAAAUCAGCGCCCAGAGCUCUGGAGGAGAAGUCGUCUUCAUAUCAGCCGCCACUUAAAGACAGCCAGCCCCACUGAACCAGUCAGCCUGAUUCUGACAUCUGGUCAUGGCGCCGAAAGGACCCUCGGCUGUCUAGCUAAACACUUGGCUGAAGCCUUUUCCACUGCUCAAAAUUCCUCAGUCCUAAACAUUUAUGGAAAAAGCAAAUCAUUACAAGACAGUGAUCAAGUCAAGCUAGACAUUGAUAAUGAUCUCAGAGAAGCCUUUGAUGGUGAGAAGCUUGCUGCAGUUAUCCAUCGGUUUGAGGAGCUCCCACCAGGAUCUACUCUCAUCUUCUACCGUUACUGUGACCAUGAAAAUGCGGCUUAUAAAAAGGUCUUGCUGGUGUUUACGGUUAUGCUGAAUGCAGAAUUGGAAAUCACGGACAAUAUCUCUCUAGGCAGUGUUGAGGACAUGGUACACGAUCAAUUAAAACGGAAGUUUGUUUCCUCAGACAAGUCAGCUUUGUUUAAUCAAAUGGAUGUGGAUAAACUAAGUGGACUGUGGAGCAGAAUUUCUCACCUUAUCUUGCCAGUGGCUGCAGAAGAGGAAAGUAUACAGCAGGGCUGUGGGCUUGAAUCAUUUUGAAAAUUUAUUUUAUUUUGAAAGUUAUUGGACACUUUUGCUUUUUGCACAAAUUAGUAUUUGAACUGUUAUGUCCCUGCUUUGCCUCCUAAAUGAGGGUUCAAUGUGUAUUUCCUCACAUAGGUUAUCAGGACUUGUUGUAAAAUUGAUGGAUGUCAACAAAUAAGUUUUUUUAUUCAGAAUAUUUGUAUCUAAAUUAUGUCUUAAUUAUCAAUUAAAGUUGUUUUUAAAAUUUUCAUUUGAAUGACCAAUGUGUAUAAUUCUGGUUGUUUUUCAUAAUGGCCUUAAUAGAAACUAAUCGUGCCUUAAUAAAUACAUAUUUUAACUCA